Penicillium cinerascens is the source of this 807-nucleotide messenger RNA. RefSeq lists its product as uncharacterized. Gene Ontology annotation, molecular function: actin filament binding. Gene Ontology annotation, cellular component: striated muscle dense body; nucleolus; catalytic step 2 spliceosome. The record is from RefSeq and is a predicted model, not a curated record. The transcript is spliced from 2 exons. The coding region runs from base 1 to 807 and encodes 268 amino acids. Lineage: Eukaryota; Fungi; Ascomycota; Eurotiomycetes; Eurotiales; Aspergillaceae.
AUGGUCAAGCCCCUAUCAUUCAAGGGCGACAAGCCCAAAAAGCGCAAGCAGCGCGACCCAGACAGCGACAAGGCGCCCAAAACCCGCAAAACAGAAGCGCCCGAAACCGACGACAACCCCGACGGCCAUAGCUGGGUCUCGGCCGACGCUCCGACUGACAUCGCCGGUCCGGUCGUGCUCGUCCUGCCCUCCGACCAGCCGACGUGCAUUGCAAGCGAUGCGAACGGAGUAGUUUUUGCCAGUGUCCUUGAGAACCUGGUCGAGGGGGACCCCGGCACAGCGGAGCCGCACGAUGUGCGCCAGGUGUGGGUUGCGACGAAGGUGGCAGGGACGGAGUCGUUUAGUUUCAAGGGACAUCAUGGGAAGUACUUGAGCUGCGACAACCACGGCCUCUUCAGCGCGACUGCCGCCGCAGUCAGCCACUACGAAUCCUUCCUCGCGAUCCCAUCCCCAGAUAUCCCAGGUACAUUCUCACUACAAACGCGUGGCGGUGAUGCAGAGUCCUUCCUGUGUGUUAAAGAGAGCGCGAAAGCGUCCGGAGGCGUGGAGAUUCGCGGGGAUGCGAGUACCAUUUCGUUUGAGACGACUUUGCGCGUUCGGAUGCAGGCCCGGUUUAAGCCAAAGCUGAAGGCGAACAAGGAGUCGAAGGCUUAUGAGAAGAUUAGUAAGAAGGAGUUGGAGGAGAUUGUCGGGAGGUCAUUGAAUGAGGAUGAGGUUCGGAGAUUACGGAGGGCGAGGAGAGAGGGCAAUUUCCAUGAGGAGGUGCUUGAUGUGAAGGUUAAAGGGAAGCAUGAUAAGUUUGCAUGA